Messenger RNA from Spinacia oleracea (spinach), 1012 nucleotides. Its product is annotated as GPI-anchored protein LLG1. Lineage: Eukaryota; Viridiplantae; Streptophyta; Magnoliopsida; Caryophyllales; Amaranthaceae. The coding region runs from base 318 to 827 and encodes 169 amino acids. The record is from RefSeq and is a predicted model, not a curated record. The transcript is spliced from 3 exons.
GAGAAGAAAACAGAGGAAGAGCUGAGGCCUGAGAGAGACUGCAAGUUUGACACAGCUGACAGCUGAUUCCCUUUAUACGCGGUUUUCUCUCUCCUCUUUCAUCCAAUUUUAGGAGGAACUACCAAACCCAAAAAAAUUCCCAGAAAAAUUAAAAAUUUAGAAAACAAAAAAAUAAAAUUGAAAGGGAGGGAAGAGCAGCUAUUGAUAAGAUUGAAGGACGUGACAAAAAAAUCAAAUAUUGCCGAUCAAUUAAUUUUCUGAUUGAUCGGUCUAUAAUUUGAACUACUCACCUCAAUUAUCUGCAAUUCUUCUGAAAAAUGUCGAUAAAUCAAAAUUUGGGUUUCAUUGUUUUCUUUCUUCUUCUUGGUUUGGCGUCUUCUAGCUUCAUUUCUGAUUCCAUUUUUGAAUCUCACAGAUCUACCGGGCGUUCUCUGCUUCAGACCCAAAAAAGUUGCCCAGUAAAUUUUGAGAGCCAAAACUACACCAUCAUUACAAGCCAAUGCAAAGGACCAAAGUAUUCGGCAGACACCUGUUGUAAGGCAUUCAAGGAAUUUGCUUGCCCUUUCGUAGAGGAUCUGAAUGACAUGUCAAAUAACUGUGCAAGUACGAUGUUUAGUUACAUAAAUCUGUAUGGUAAAUACCCACCAGGGAUAUUUGCAAAUGAGUGCAAAGAGGGAAAGAAUGGGCUUGAAUGUGAUGCAAACACAACAAAUGCAGUGUCCAAAAACUCCAAAUCAAACAGCGCUCACACAGUCAAUGUUUUGUCAGCCAUGGCCAUGGUGCUGAUAUUGGCUACUUCUUUGGUCUCCUUGUUUUGUAUGUUCUGAAGGCCAAGAUGCUGCACGUCUUAUAGUUUGUUCAUUCUUUCUCAGAUAUUUGUCCUUAACUUUAAUGGUUGCUGAUCCAAGUAUAUUGUUUUCACGUAGAAUUUUUGUUGUCGAUUGUAUGGUUACGCUCUAAUCUGUUCUACAUGUUUUAAGACUUUAUUACAAAAUUACAAUUUAUACUCGAA